Messenger RNA from Anolis carolinensis (green anole), 2617 nucleotides. It is a transcript of the gene eva1a, whose product is annotated as eva-1 homolog A, regulator of programmed cell death. Bases 605 to 1042 code for a protein of 145 amino acids. The transcript is spliced from 3 exons. NCBI's taxonomy places the organism in Eukaryota, Metazoa, Chordata, Lepidosauria, Squamata, Anolidae. The record is from RefSeq and is a predicted model, not a curated record.
CCUUUCUUCAACUCGGGCUCCCACCAUUUUAAAAAAAUGUUUUCCCAGACUGCCUGGGAUUCUUUCUCUGUGUGCAGAGUUCAGUGAAUCAGUUUAACAGGCUAGUCUCAACAGUAGUGCAGCCUGUGUCGUUUAGCUGUAGGCAGUUUGUUCCAGCGUGUCUGUGUGUGCUUUUCUAAAGUAAGCCACUCAUCUGUGGGGAGGCUGCUGUUCAGAGAACAUUGAAAGCCAUUGUUUCCUGGCAAUCUUUACCUGAGAAGACAGGUGUAGUAUUCUUGGAGAAUUGGUUCCCAGCUCCCACCUUUUGUGUUGUCCUGUCUGCUUGCUCCACCACACUUCAGGAAAGACACGAGCUGAGCCGCUGGAAGGCAAUUGCUCUGGCGAGCGCAAAAGAGAGACAGCAUGCACUGCUUCUGCCUGGAACAUGCAAGGACCUCUCGCCUAAACUAUGCUAACCGAGAAAUCUAUCAGAGAGAAGCCGGGGGAAUUUUCUCUUGAGAACUGGAAGGGACGAAGAAAAGGACAUCUGUUCUGUUUGAUCUGUUCAGCAUCCACCUUGGCUUCUUCCCGUGGAUGAGGCAGUUGGAGGGACUUCGGCAGGACAAUGGAGCCUGGGAGUGCCAGCACAGAAAUGGCGUUGCUCAGCAGUAUCCUAGCAGCAUAUUCAUUUAUCACAGAAAACCCCGAGCGAGCAGCUCUGUAUUUUGUGUCUGGCAUUUGUAUUGGACUCCUUUUGACCUUGGCGGCUUUAGUGCUCCGAAUCUCCUGUCGAACUGAUUGCAAAAAAUCAUCUACAAAAAAGCCGUCAUGGGACGCAGACAGUGACAGUAGUGGCAGCGACAAUGACUCAGACACCACAUCUGACCUGUCUGCACGAAGGCACCGCAGGUUUGAAAGGACUUUGAACAUGAACAUUUUUACCUCAUCCGAGGAGCUCGAGAGAGCUCAGAGACUGGAAGAAAGGGAGCGCAUCAUCCGGGAGAUAUGGAUGAAUGGGCAGCCGGAUAUUCCAGGGACCAGAAGUUUAAACCGCUAUUACUAAUGGCUGGCUAAUGAUGCCAUCUGGCAGUGCAGCCGUCGUGUCUUCUCCGCCUGCUGGGAAUUGUGGGCAGGCAGGGGGGGCGGGAGAGCAGAAAAAGAAUGGCUCUGCAAUGUCUUCCUUCCUUAUGCAAAGCACUUACCGAAGGCAUACUGACACUGUCAAGCAGGGACACGGUGCAUCUUUGCUAAUCCCAUUCCCCUAUGCAAACGCAAAAAUGUCUACGCUAUCUUCCUAAUCUUUCAAGAGUUUUAUGCAUUUUUCAAUUCUUUUCCCAUUUCAGGACUUCUUGGUAAAAUAUCUGUUAUGCAAUGAGCAGCUUAUGAUGCACAAAAUACACUGUUUUCUAGCAAAACAAAUUCUGUACAAAUUUUAAUGCAAAACUCACUGUCUAGUGAAAAAAAAAAUAUUUUUUGCAAAAAGUACUGAGACAUGAUAAAUAAUGAGGGGCUAUUUUCUUGAGAUAGUGUUGCAUAUGUCUAGGAAAAGGAAAUUUGAAGUCUUCUUUAAAUCAAAGUGUGAAACAUUCCAACAGUCACAUUCACCCCAGUGAUUACUACCUUUCCAAAGUAAGUACCUGGGAGUAUUUUAUUCAGAAAUUCCUCUUGACUUAUCUUUGGCGUUUGUUGUGGAGUAGAAAAGACCUUAAAAUAGAAAGGCUCCACUGAAUACUUGGGAAGCUAUGGCGUGGGUCCCCUCCCCAUGUGAGAAGAAUGGUUUUUUGCUCACCUAACAUUUCUGUGAGGAAUCUACUACAAUAUUAGUAAAAAAAUAAUAUUGAUGACGAAGGAGAUGAUGUAGAAAGGCAUGAUGAGGAACUAUCUUAUGACUCUGAAGAGGCAUGGGUUGACCUAGUUAUGAAAAAAGGAAAAACAACAAAGGAGGCAAACAAGAAAAAGAAAAGCUGUUUCAUAACUGGGGCUUCACACAUCUCAUGCUUGGAUGUUCGAUAUUAUAUUUUGUUGUUUCAGACCGUGUGCUUAAAAAUGCUUCAGUGGCAGCAUUCCUUUUCCCGACACCUCAGGGAUAAAGAUUUUCCCCCGGACACAUAUCCAUGGAUUCCCCAUUGCCUGUGCUUGCUUUUAACCCCAGCCUUCCUCCAACAGGAACCUUGUGUUAUUAUGGGAGUUGUGUCAGUGAUGAAUAAACUAUUAACAACCUCAAGGAGGUUUCAAGGGUGUGCAUGUGCAUGUGUGUGCCUACACACACAAUGUUCAAAAUUCUGCACUGUUUUUAAACAAGCUGUUUGUUUUAGAAUAUAUUUAUUCUAAAAAAGAGGGGGAGGACAUAUUCCAGAUAGGGCUUUUAUUCUACAAUAAGCUUGCCUCAAUCAUGGAAUGUUACAGAGGGUGGGUGGGUAUCUAGACAUCAUUGUUAUCCGUAGGUCAUAUUCAUGUAUUAUUUCAGUGUUUGCCCCCUAUAUUUUCUCUUUCCAAAAAAAAUCAGGUAAAGGAGAAGAGAGAAUGGCUACAUAUCCCUAUUUGCUGGUAUUACUAGAAGCUGUCCUUCUGGAAGUAGCCCAGGAAAGGUCAAAACAGCAUGCAAGGAUAAAAUAAAUGUUAAAUACACUCUACUGUC